Molecule: messenger RNA, 531 nt
Organism: Arachis stenosperma
Lineage: Eukaryota; Viridiplantae; Streptophyta; Magnoliopsida; Fabales; Fabaceae
Exons: 1
Coding region: 1-531 (176 amino acids)
Source: RefSeq, a predicted model, not a curated record
AUGAGUGGUUAUCGUGGGGUUGCAACCAUAGUACUUGAGGUUGUAGCAUCUUCAGACCUUUGGAUAUGGCAUGCGUUCUUUGGAGUUUCUGGUUCAAAUAAUGAUAUCAACGUGUUAGAUCGUUCUCCAGUGUUUGAUGUUAUUCUAAAUGACCGUGCUCUGGAGGUAAAUUAUACUAUUAAUGGUAAUAAUUAUACAAUGGGAUACUAUUUAGCAUAUGGUAUUUAUCCUGAAUGGGCCACAUUUGUCAAAUCAAUCUCAAAGCCACAAGGUGAGAAACGCAAGUUAUUUGCACAAUACCAAGAAGGGCAAAGAAAAGAUGUGGAACGAGCAUUCGGAGUGUUGCAUGCACGCUUUGCAAUUAUACGUGGUCCAGCUCGUUUUUGGAAAAAGAAGAAGCUUGCCAACAAAAUGAGAGCUUGUAUUAUAUUGCAUAAUAUGAUUGUUGAGGAUGAAAGAGACACUUAUGCAGGAAAUUUUGCUCAAGGCUUAGAGUAUGAUGAUGUUGAAAAUGACUUAUCACAACCUUAG